Ceratitis capitata (Mediterranean fruit fly) is the source of this 2739-nucleotide messenger RNA. It is a transcript of the gene Grip84, whose product is annotated as gamma-tubulin complex component 2 homolog. The transcript has 13 exons. The record is from RefSeq and is a predicted model, not a curated record. NCBI's taxonomy places the organism in Eukaryota, Metazoa, Arthropoda, Insecta, Diptera, Tephritidae. Gene Ontology annotation, molecular function: gamma-tubulin binding; microtubule minus-end binding. Gene Ontology annotation, cellular component: equatorial microtubule organizing center; centrosome; spindle pole. The coding region runs from base 178 to 2739 and encodes 853 amino acids. Gene Ontology annotation, biological process: spindle assembly; mitotic cell cycle; microtubule nucleation.
CACUCCAAACAAAAAUUGUCUCACAAUUUAUCACGAACGCGUUUAUUGAGGUGCAAUCUUAAGUGCUGAUGACAUAACGAAUUCGCCUUUUGGAGAAUUUUGCUGUUUGUUUAUUGGACGCUAUCUGUUUAAUAAACCAAUAAUUUGGGUAGGAUAGUGUAUUUUUAAAGAAUAAUAAUGGAUACUUACUCUACGAAGGAUCCUAUGCGUGCAGCACUUAAAAAGCUUAUUCAACAUUCAAACGCUCCUUUUACAGCGGACGAUGUUUUGCGAGAAUUUCGUACAACCAAAGAAAAGCGGUCUAAUCGAAAGCUAUUAAAAAUUUUAGAAAUAAUCUCAAAACACCAACCUAAAUCUGAAGAAUAUUUGCUCGAAGCAUCCAAGUUAUUAGAAAAGAAAGAUCCAUUUUAUUGUCUGUUAAAUUUUCUUAAUCAUUAUUCUGAGACGAACAUUAUGCAGGCAAUACGAAAAAAGGAUUUGUCCACUUCAACACCACUCUUAAGUAAAAAAAUGUUUGAAACAGUUACUCCUGAUAGCGUUUCAGAGAUUAAAGAACGGGUGGUAUUGGCAGCCACUGGAGGACUAACGCGUGUGGGGCAAAAUACCUCUGCGGCUAAUAUGUCUGGAUCUCAUUCACCUCCACCUUUAGCAUUGCCUGCUUGCAAUAAAAAUCAUACUGAUGGAGUUUGGGAUUACCGCACAAUUGAUAAUCUUCAUUUUCAACAAAAUAAUAUUAGUGCUAUACCAAUCAGUAGUCAAGAAACGUUGCUUCUGUACGAUCUUAUAUAUUGUUUAACUGGCAUGAAAGGAUCUUACAUAACUUCCGAAGAAUGUGUGAGCACUGGUCGUGGUGAAAGCACCACUGUUAAAUUCAAAAUAUCCGAACAAAUUCAUAGUUCCUUGAGAGAUAUUGCAAAAGAAAUCUUGCCUUUAGCAUCAUACUUUACAUGCAUUGAACAGUUUAUACAGAAAGCAAGUUUUACCGAAUGUGGUCAGGUGCUACAAGCGUUGAGUGAAGCACUAAACAAUUUAAUACGAGAUUAUUAUCUGCUUCUAGCUCAAUUGGAGUCAGAGUUGAAUGUAGGAAAUCUAACGGUUCACAAGAUGCUAUUUUAUGUAAGACCAACCUUGAAUACCAUGGAUGUUUUGGCCGCUGUUGUAUCGGAUAUCUCAGAGAAUGAAUUACGUGGUGGUCAAGUGUUGACACUUCUCUAUAACAAGAUCAGUGCUCUGACAGGAGAUGAGGAGUCACAGAAGUUUGUUAUUCAAUUAACACAGUUAGCAUCAGUACCGUACAUGGAAAUCUUGCAGCUGUGGGUUCAAAAAGGUGUGAUUUGUGAUCCACAGCAAGAAUUUUUGGUAGAAGACAAUGAAGUUAUACGUAGAGAGGAGUUACCUGAGCACUACUCGGCUGAUUACUGGGAGAAACGUUACACAAUACGUCGUGAACGCAUACCAUGCUUCUUAGAAAAAGUUUCCGAUAUAAUAUUGCGUACGGGUAAAUAUUUGAAUGUUAUCCGUCAAUGUGGCAAAAAAGUAACACCUCCGCAAAUAAUGAAUUUACAAUUUUCACCGACAAAUCAAAAUCAUAUAAACGUUAUUCAAAAUGCAUACCAAUUUGCUUCAAAGAACCUUUUGGAGGUACUGCUAAAGGAAAAUGAACUAAUGGGACACCUGAUGUCUGUCAAGCGUUAUUUAUUGUUGCAUCAAGGUGAUUUCAUCACCCAAUUUAUGGAUGCAUGUGAAGAAGAAUUAGCAAAGAACGUUGACAAAGUGUUGCCAAUGACAUUGGAAAAUUUGCUCGGACUUACAUUGCGUUUGUCCUCUGCUAAACAUGAUCCAUAUAAGGACGAUGUGCAUUGUGAAUUAUUAACCUAUGACCUAGUGACACAAAUGUCAAAAAUUAUGAACAACGAAGAAGAGUAUUGGCAAUCACAUGACCGAUUGGACUUAAAUGGCUUGGAAUGUUUUGCAUUUAGAUAUGAAGUGAAAUGGCCUGUUUCUCUGGUUCUGAAUCACAUAGCGAUUUCAAAAUAUCAAAUGCUUUUUAGGCAGUUAUUUUACUGUAAACAUGUUGAGCGGCAGUUGUGCAAGAUAUGGAAAGAGAACUCGAUAGCUAAGAAGUUUUCACCCCAGGCGGCGGAGCUUUAUCGGUCUGCAUUUACUUUACGUCAGCGUAUGAUGAAUGCCGUUCAAAAUCUCGAGUAUUACAUGAUGAUUGAAGUUAUUGAACCCAACUGGCAUAUUUUUAUCCAGAAUAUGAAUAAGGUGGAAAAUGUGGACGAAGUGCUUUCCUUUCAUCAGGAUUUUCUUGAUUCCUGCUUGAAGAACUGCAUGCUGACGGACACCACGUUAUUAAAUCGUUCUAUUUUCAAGCUUUGCAACAUAUGCCUAAAAUUUUGCGAAUUCAUACAGAAAUCACAACGUUUUUUUCUUGACGCUGAGCUCAAGUCGAUGGUCUGCGACAGCAAUGAUGAGGAAAAUUCUGAUUCGGAUGUUGAUUUUUCGAGUCAGAAGCAGUCUGAAUCAUCUAUGGUACCAAGCGACACAUUUUCGGAACGCGUUAAGCGCUUUGACUUGGAGUUUACUGGCAUUUUAAUUGGACUUAUAAAACAAAUCAAUGAUGUAGCUUCAGAUAAUCCAUCAGAUCGCUUUAUUAACCUUGUACAUCGUAUUAAUUUCAAUUCAUUUUAUAACCAGCAAAUUGAUAAAUUAUGUGCUAAAGAUUCGAUGUUGUAA